This is a messenger RNA of Hymenoscyphus albidus, 2127 nucleotides long. The record is from the annotation of a GenBank genome assembly. NCBI's taxonomy places the organism in Eukaryota, Fungi, Ascomycota, Leotiomycetes, Helotiales, Helotiaceae.
CGGCAACCGGCUGCAAUUUUAAGAAGUUGCCUAUUCGGACGAAAGAGUGGUACAAGUGAUGGGAUUCUAUAGGGCCGAACCCCCUGCUUCAUGAAUCUCUAGCGCAACUCUUCAAGGGUGACGCGUGGACCCCUCUAUGCCGGAACUGCCAAGGCCGAUUCGACUUAGCUUGAGGAGGCUCUAUUUUGACCUCCUCCGAUACGUGUCGUAUUCUACAUAACCCAUACGAAGUACGACGACCGAGAGCUUGUCAUAUAACUAAACUAAUUUGCCCCGAAAAAAAAACCUCCAAGAUGGACGCUCCAGACAAAGUACUGCACACCGCGAGGAGAUCCCACCGGAAAACUCGAACUGGCUGUCGGACGUGCAAGAGAAGGUGAGAUGAAUGAAAGUGUAGAAUUAAUGGUCUUUUGCUAACCUAGGACAUAGGAAAAUCAAGGUCGGUACUCGGAAUCUCUUAAAUGGUCGCCUCGCUUAUUUUCAACUUUCAACCCUUUUUGCGCCUGUUUUUCCAUUUUUAAACAUUUGCAACACCAGAAUUCUAUUUGAAAGCGUUUUUAAUUCAUACGGAUGACAGAGGCUAAUAAAUUUCGAUGACAUAGUGCGACGAAGGACGACCCUCUUGCUGGAACUGUAUCAAGGUUUGUGUUUUCCCGCCGAGGACCACUUUGCCCGAUUAUUGAUUCUCAUCAAGCAUUCUGUCUCCUGUGAUUUCCUUCCACCAGCUGCAUCGCCAGCAGGCUCUUCGAACGUGGGCACGCCGCCAGGUCAUCAUGUUGCCGGAUUUAUUGGAAGAAAUGGGAUCUGGUCCAGUCCAACUAAUACCUUCAGCUCCAGCUUUGCGAUGGCAAGUAAUGGAGUACUACCCGACCUAAACAUGAACGAUCUAGAGCUUCUACAUCACUGGUCUUUAUCAACGAGUCUUUCAAUGACUUCGGAUCCAGUUCUCAGGACUCUGUGGCGUACCAAAAUCCCUCAAAUGGCUUUCGAAUUUCCAUUCCUAAUGCGUGGUAUCCUUACCGUUGCAGCCCUUCACCUCGCCUACCUUCACCCUGAACGUCGGGACUUUUAUGUCUCGAACUCUUUGCAACAUCACGACAUAGCCCUGUCGGGGGCAACUAAAGUACUCCCAAACGUCUCGAACGAAAACUGCAUGCCACUACACAUAUUUUCCAUUUUGACCUGCAUCCAUACUCUCGGCCGCCCCCGAAAGCCAGAAGACUUCCUUGUCGUAGGCGAGCAGGGAAUUGCCAAAUGGUUCGUGCUCUUCAAAGGUGUUGUACUCAUUAUCGAACGCUUCUCGGAAACCAUGAGUACUGGUCCUCUUGCAGCCUUUUUCCAUUCUCGCGUCCGUCGUCAGCGUCAGCGCCAAUCCUGCAUCGAGACCUCAACAAUGGACCAUCUCUCCAGCCUACGCGCCUCCAUUCUUUCUGCUCCCCUACCCCCGGACACUGCUCAGAUGUACCUCGACAACAUGAUCGAGCUCCAAAAUUCCUUUUCAUUCAUAUAUUCGUGUCCCUCACACUCUCACGAGUUGGGCGAUAUCUUCAUCUGGUUGUUUCGGUGUUCGGAUGGUUAUUUGGUCGCUUUGCAGGAGGGAACUCAGGAAGCGCUCGCCAUCUUUGCGUAUGCUUGUGUGCUGUUCUGGAAGAUGGAGAAAUUUUGGUGGAUGGAGGGAUGGAGUGGAUUGAUUAUGAAUAAUAUCUGGAAUUGGUUGGACGAUGCACACAAGUCGUGGAUUGAAUGGCCCAUUUCCGAGAUAGGAUGGAAUCCUCCUGAAGAACGGGGCAUGGAACCGGUCAAAUUGGAACGGCAACAUAUCAUGGGCUAAUGGAACCUUUCUAUGGGGAUUUUUCACGGCGCUGGUUGCCUAUGGUAUAUAUCCUUCGAGCUUUUGUUGGAAUAUCUUUUUGAGCGGCGUUAUGGCGUAUGGUGAAGAGGGAGAUACGGGUCAACGGGCAGCUUUAUAUCAACUCGUUAAGGUCCUUAUUUUCUACAAACUAUACAUUAUUAUGUUUUCCAUGCGCAGAGAAAUCCCAAACACAACUCACUAUACUUGAAUCCCCUAAAGAACCCACUUGAUAUCAGGCUUUGCAAGGCAACUCGGAUGUGGGACUUGAGAGUUGA